Molecule: messenger RNA, 1406 nt
Organism: Ruditapes philippinarum (Manila clam)
Lineage: Eukaryota; Metazoa; Mollusca; Bivalvia; Venerida; Veneridae
Product: acetylcholine receptor subunit beta-type unc-29-like
Exons: 2
Coding region: 162-1406 (414 amino acids)
Biological process (GO): signal transduction; chemical synaptic transmission; monoatomic ion transmembrane transport
Cellular component (GO): synapse; membrane; neuron projection
Molecular function (GO): extracellular ligand-gated monoatomic ion channel activity; transmembrane signaling receptor activity; neurotransmitter receptor activity
Source: RefSeq, a predicted model, not a curated record
GGACGCUAAAUGCUGAUAUCUCAGUCGGAUGAUUUCAAAAUAGAAAAUAUUUUAUUAUCAGUGCUAACACUAUUAUUUCAGUGCCGGAAAAAGACAAGAGCAUAUUUAUGUAAAAUGUGAGACUUUUAAAGACGUGUACGGCUAGAUACCGGUAUAUUCAAAUGAAAUUGUUUGUGCAAGUUACCAUUGUUUUACCAUGUGUUAUAUUCGGCGUUGCGAGUUUAAUAAGCAACAAUACGUACAAUAUACACCGUACAAUUUUGGAUGAAUAUAAUGCAGACAUAAGGCCAUGUUUGGAUUGCACAACACCGUUGUAUAUAGAGAUGGCGUUCAAUCUUGCCUCGUUGAAUAAACUGGACGAAAUUGAAGGUGAGCUUAAUACAGUGGGAUAUGUCACUAUAUCGUGGAUGGAUGAAAGACUGAAAUGGGAUUAUCAAUCUACUGGUGUCAGCAGCAUAAUGUUAUCACCAAAACAUGUUUGGACUCCUCCAAUUAUUUUGGGAAACCCAUCUAAGUCAGUUAGCAGACUGAAUGCAGACGACGCUCUGGUGCGCGUGAUGCACAACGGAAAAAUCUUGUGGCAUCCAGGUGACGUUUUCCGUUCAAGAUGUGAGUUUGACGUCUACAACUAUCCAUUCGAUAAACAGAGUUGCAUGAUUAUAUUCACCCCUUGGUCAUAUUCAUGGAAAGAAAUUUCUCUUAAAUCUUCAAUGCAACAAAUACAAACGGAUUUCUAUCAUGAAAAUGGAGAAUGGAAAUUAGGAACGACCAACGUAUCAACUUAUGCAAACGGCCAAAUUUCCAUCAUUCAAUUUGACAUCAACUUUGUGCGUCGGUCCGAGUUUUUUGUCGUCAACGUGAUAGUACCGAUUGCAUGUCUGAGUUUCUUGAAUUGCUUAUCGUUUGCAAUCCCAAUUCAAAGUGGGGAACGAUUGUCAUAUUCCGUUACAAUUUUGCUGUCAUUUGCUGUAUUUAUGACUUUAGUAAGCGACAACAUCCCAAAAACGUCUGCUCCAAUGUCGUUGCUUUGCUAUUUUUUGAUGUUACUUUUUUCCGGAAGUGUAAUGAUUAUGAUCUGCGUGAUGGUUAACAUGCGCGUCUUUUACACAGAUCAUGCGUCCAAGAUUUCUCCCGCAUACAUUCGUUUCACAAAAUUACUCAAAUGCUGCACGAAUGAAGAAAAUUCAAAAUCACAACACGAUAAGGACAACUGCAUAUAUUACAAAAACAACAUAAACCGGUCCCCCAGUGCCUCCAUUAGUCACCUUGAGCAAGACCCGAUUGAACACGUCACAUGGCAAGACGUUUCGCAUGCUUUCGAUCGACUCGGAUUUGUAAUAUUUCUCGUAUAUUUCAUCGGACUGUCGGCAGGCAUGGUGCUAUAUAUUUCGAGGGCGAAGUUUUAA